AUGCGCUUCGGGGCAGUUGCGGCCUAUGCGGCGUUCGCAGGAUGGAUUGGGGCCGGCCUGGCACACAACAUCCAACUCAAAGCGCACACGAGAGAGUGCUUCCACGAAGAGUUGCACAAGGAGGACAAGAUGACGGUGACGUUCCAAGUGGGCGACCGAGAGUUUGGAGGAUCUGGGAAUCUGGACAUUGAUUUCUACAUCCUCGGCCCUGCCGGAUCGUAUGAAACACAAAUGAACACCGUCUCCUCGGGCGACUAUUCGUUCGACGCCCGCAUGGACGGGAAAUACCUCUACUGCUUCAGCAACGAGCACUGGUCGGCCAACAGCAAGGAAGUGUCGUUCAACGUUCACGGCAUCGUAUAUGUGCCCGAGUCUGAGGCACCGCAAGAUCCGCUCGAGCAAGAGGUCCGCAAACUCUCCGAACUUAUUGCCCAAGUCAAAGAUGAACAAGCCUACAUCGUGGUCCGGGAACGAACACAUCGAAACACGGCCGAAAGUACGAACUCGCGGGUCAAAUGGUGGUCGAUCUUCCAGUUGGGCGUGUUGAUAGGAGAAGGCAUAUUCCAGGUGUGGUGGCUGAAGCGGUUCUUCGAGGUGAAUAGCCGUCCCCUUCCAUAA
Capronia coronata CBS 617.96 is the source of this 618-nucleotide messenger RNA. RefSeq lists its product as uncharacterized. The record is from RefSeq and is a predicted model, not a curated record. The coding region runs from base 1 to 618 and encodes 205 amino acids. The transcript is spliced from 3 exons. Gene Ontology annotation, biological process: intracellular protein transport; protein retention in ER lumen; endoplasmic reticulum to Golgi vesicle-mediated transport. Gene Ontology annotation, cellular component: endoplasmic reticulum-Golgi intermediate compartment; endoplasmic reticulum; Golgi apparatus. NCBI's taxonomy places the organism in Eukaryota, Fungi, Ascomycota, Eurotiomycetes, Chaetothyriales, Herpotrichiellaceae.